CAGACGACGAAGAGCGAGGCUAACUAGUGUUAGCUCUCCGGAAGCUCCGUGCUGACCUCCGCUGCUCCAGCAAACAUGGCCGCUGUUCGAGCCCUUGGUCUCCUCUCCAAACUGACAUCCAGGAGGUACGCCGCGGCACCAGGAAGUACCUUCCGCACCUUCUCAGUGGCUUCUCCAAUGCUAGCCCGAACCCACGUCAACUAUGAGGUCAAGGGCGACGUCGCCGUGGUUCGAAUCAACGACCCCAAUUCCAAGGUCAACACGCUGUCGGUCCAGAUGCAGAAAGAGCUGACAGAGGUGAUGGACGAAGUGUGGGCCAAUAACGCCGUCCAGAGUGCCGUCCUCAUCUCGUCCAAGCCAGGGUGCUUCAUCGCCGGAGCCGAUAUCAACAUGAUCCAGGCCUGCAACAGCCCAGAGGAGGUCACCGCACUCUCCCAAGAAGGCCAGAAGAUGUUCGAGAGGAUCGAAAAGUCCCCAAAGCCCAUCGUGGCUGCCAUUAAUGGAUCCUGCUUAGGAGGUGGCCUGGAGUUCGCCAUCGCGUGCCAGUACAGGGUGGCCACCAAGAGCAAGAAGACGGUGCUGGGUACCCCCGAAGUCAUGCUGGGUCUUCUGCCUGGCGCUGGUGGCACACAGAGACUCCCCAAAAUGCUUGGCCUGCCCAACGCCUUUGACAUGAUGCUGACCGGAAGAAACAUCAGGGCAGAUAAAGCCAAGAAGAUGGGGCUCAUUGACCAGCUAGUAGACCCUCUUGGUCCGGGUCUGAAGAGCCCGGAAGAAAGAACCAUCGACUACCUGGAGGAGGUGGCCAUCGAAUGUGCAAGAGGGAUCGUGGGCAAGAAGAUCUCCCUGCGUAAGGAGAAGGGCACCAUGCAGAAAAUUCAAGACUACGUGAUGAGCUUUGAGCUGGUGCGCAAUCAGAUUUACAAAACGGUCCACGGUAAAGUCAUGAAGCAGAGCAAGGGGCUUUAUCCCGCACCUCUUAAGAUCAUUGAAUGUGUGAAGACCGGAGUGGAGCAAGGUCCCGACGCCGGUUACUUAUCUGAGUCGCAGAACUUUGGACAGCUGGCGAGAACCACGGAGUCCGCAGCCCUGAUCGGCCUCUAUCACGGUCAGGUCACGUGCAAGAAGAACCGCUUCGGAGCUCCUCAAAAGGAAGUCAAGACUCUGGCUAUUCUGGGAGCGGGCUUGAUGGGAGCAGGCAUCGCCCAGGUGACCGUGGACAAAGGUGUGCACACCAUCCUGAAGGACACCACUGAGGCCGGCCUGGCCCGCGGCGAGCAGCAGGUUUACAAAGGGCUGAACGACAAGGCCAAGAAGAGGAGCAUCACCACCUUCGAGAGAGACUCCAUCCUGUCCGGCCUGAGCGGCAAGCUGGACUACAGCGGCUUCCAGAAGGCCGACAUGGUGAUCGAGGCCGUGUUUGAGGACAUGAGCGUCAAGCAUGCGGUGCUGAAGGAGGUGGAAGCGGUGGUUCCUCCUCACUGCAUCUUUGCCAGCAACACCUCCGCACUUCCCAUUAAGGAAAUCGCCGCCGCCAGCAAGAGGCCAGACAAGGUCAUCGGCAUGCAUUACUUCUCUCCAGUGGACAAGAUGCAGUUGCUGGAGAUCAUCACCACCGAUCAGACCUCCAAGGACACCACGGCGUCGGCGGUGGCCGUCGGCCUGAAGCAGGGCAAAGUCAUCAUCGUGGUCGGGGAUGGACCAGGAUUCUACACCACUCGCUGUUUGGCUCCCAUGUUGGCUGAGGCUGUGCGAGUAUUUCAGGAAGGGGCAGACCCAAAGAAGUUGGAUUCACUCACCACCAGCUUUGGCUUCCCUGUGGGCGCCGCCACUCUGAUUGACGAGGUCGGCAUCGACGUCGCCGCCCACGUGGCUGAAGACCUCGGCAAGGCUUUCGGCUCCCGUUUCGGCGGCGGGGACGUGGAGGUUCUGAAGACUCUGGUGGAGAGGGGAUUCAAGGGUCGCAAGUCUGGCAAGGGUUGUUACGUGUACCAGCCUGGUCUCAAAGUCCGAGAAGUCAAUCCGGACGUGGCAGACAUCUUGGAGAAAUACAAAAAGGCGCCUAACCCCGCUGUUUCGUCCGACUCCGACGUCCAAUACCGACUGGUGUCCCGGUUCGUCAAUGAGGCCGUGCUGUGUUUACAAGAGGGAAUCUUGAACGGACCUCUGGAAGGAGACAUCGGAGCAGUUUUUGGCCUGGGGUUCCCCCCCUGCCUUGGAGGGCCGUUCCGCUUUGUGGACACCCUGGGAGCCGACAAGCUGGUGGAGAAGAUGCGGCGGUACGAGGCCGUCUACGGCAACCACUUCACGCCGUGCCAACUCCUCCUGGAUCACGCCAACGACCCGAGCAAGAGGUUUCACAAGUGAAGGCCAACAUGUUUGCCUGUAGCACUUCAACAAACUGCAGUAUGUCACAACAACGUGCCUAAAACCAGCGACCGUAAUCCUAAUCGGAUGAUAGACCGUAUGACGCUGUAAGGUUCCUAAAGAUAUUACUUGUACUGAUCUGCUUUUUUUGUACGCGAAAAUAGUUUAUGGGUGGAGUUGGAUGAUCAUGUAAAUGUAGGGAUGAAUAAAAUGUUGUUAUUGAAA
Molecule: messenger RNA, 2592 nt
Organism: Nerophis lumbriciformis (worm pipefish)
Lineage: Eukaryota; Metazoa; Chordata; Actinopteri; Syngnathiformes; Syngnathidae
Gene: hadhab
Product: hydroxyacyl-CoA dehydrogenase trifunctional multienzyme complex subunit alpha b
Biological process (GO): fatty acid beta-oxidation
Cellular component (GO): mitochondrial fatty acid beta-oxidation multienzyme complex; mitochondrion
Molecular function (GO): NAD+ binding; long-chain (3S)-3-hydroxyacyl-CoA dehydrogenase (NAD+) activity; enoyl-CoA hydratase activity
Source: RefSeq, a predicted model, not a curated record